Messenger RNA from Mya arenaria, 1224 nucleotides. Its product is annotated as cadherin EGF LAG seven-pass G-type receptor fmi-1-like. NCBI's taxonomy places the organism in Eukaryota, Metazoa, Mollusca, Bivalvia, Myida, Myidae. The record is from RefSeq and is a predicted model, not a curated record. The transcript is spliced from 5 exons. Gene Ontology annotation, molecular function: calcium ion binding. Gene Ontology annotation, biological process: homophilic cell-cell adhesion. Bases 98 to 880 code for a protein of 260 amino acids. Gene Ontology annotation, cellular component: membrane.
UACAAUAACGUAUAAAUAGCUUUACACCUCUCUGUCCUGGGCAUUUGGCCUUUUCAUACUUCCAGAUUAAUAAUGCUUUGUAAAAUACUAAAAUAAAAUGCCAAAAGGGACGCUAGGGACAUGCCUCAUUGUGGCGUUGUGCUUAUUUCAGGGAUGUGAUGCGGUCCUGAUCGAUUGGUCAGAACCAGGCGCUAUAAACACAUCAAGUGGCACUAUCACAAUCGCUACCGCAAAUGGAGCACAUGAAAACAUCACUGCUGGAACAGCGCUGUUUAAUGCCACUGCAACUGCUAAUGGUACCGUCUCCUAUGAGCUUGUUGACGAUGCAAGUGGGAAAGGAACAAUUGUCCCUGCAACUGGUGUAGUGUCCUUGGCUACCGGCCAGUCGCUUGAUUAUGAGACAGCUAUGACACUCGUCUUUAUAGUAAAAGGCACAGAUGCUACCGAUAGCAGUGCUGGAACUGCAACUAUUACCCUUCCAAUAAUAGACCUCAACGAGGCACCAGUAUACACCAAGGCACAACAAGACAAUGUAUGCGUUGCGGACAAGUCUAUCGCUGACACGCUGGUAGGAACAUACACGGCCAAGGAUCAAGACGCAGACGAUUCCAUUGCCUACUCCAUCAACUCUGGAAACAAUAGCACUGGCUUCGCAUACGGGACAGAUGGUAGUCUGAAAGUAGCGACCAAUAAGACACUUGACCAGAGAACCACUGCAACCUACACGUUGGUGCUCCAUGCCAUUGAUGACGGCACCCCAGCCCUGACCGGAUCUACCACGGUGACGGUGAACGUCAAGUCGACAUGCAACGCCGCGGGAGCUUUCGGCACAUUGUUUAUUUCUGUGCUACUGACAGUUAUUGUUUCUUUUCUGCUUUAAAUGUAUGAGUUAUCUCAGUACGUUCAAGAGAACAAUUUGGUGUUAACCUUUGUUCGCUUCUUGUAUUAUAUUACCAAUGAUCCUAAAACGUGUGUUGUGUGCAUACUAAUCCGGAUGCCAAUCAGGAUUUCGGAAAUUGUCUCAAUUUGAAAAUAUUAAGGAAUGCUUAAUUUGGAUUACGUUAAAUUGUAAUCAAGAGCCUUAGUAAAUCCAUGAUGAAUUACUGGCGCAGUAACGAUAUUUGGAUUUUCUUAGAGCAGAACUUCUCGCUUUUGGCCAUACUUGAGACAAUUUCUACUGAUAAGCUACCGAUUGUUUGAUUAAAUAAAUGAAAUAAAACGCCA